ACCCAGCAUCCACCACCCGCCCACCAUCCAAAGCACUCGCCGCUUGAGCCGGGCGCUCGCCACCCGCUGCCCUCUUCCGUUUCAUUCGUCUCAGUCUAUAUCCAGAUGAAGUUCCCCACUAUUGAGUCCAAAGCCGACCGCGGCACAAUGUCUCGGGAUGCCGGAAACAACAGGUCGCGAACCAGCCUCGGGCUCCAGGCCGAGCGCGAACCGACCUUGGAGAUCAUCCCGGUCUUCCGAACGCUCUCCGUCGAGAUCAAGAACCCUGCCAAGAAGAAGGCCCAGGUUGCCAAAGGUGAAAAGGACUGGAAGAAAGAAGACAUUCAUAUCAUUCCGCUCGAGGACCUCUACAACCGCCUCGGUGCCCGCACUGUUUAUGACGGCGGCAUGCUUAGCGCCGUCGCUGCCCAGAAGCUCAAGUUCAGCGGCUCCAACACACUCACGCCCGUCCGCGAAAACCAAGUCCUCAAGGUGCUCGGUUUCUUUUUUGGCGGCUUCUGCAUGUUGAUGUGGUGCGCCGCCAUCAUCGUCUUUCUCUCCUACUGGCCCCUCCCCCAGCUCGACAACCAGGCCCCGAGCAUCUACAACCUCGCCCUGGUCGUCCUCCUCUUGGUUGUCAUUCUCUUCCAAGGAGUCUUCUAUGCCUGGCAGGAUUGGUCCUCGAGCUCGGUCAUGAAGAAGAUCCACGGCCUCCUCGCUCAGGAAGCCAUUGUCUUCCGCGACGGCAAGUCCAUGGUUAUCCCUGCCAGUCAAGUCGUUGUUGGUGACAUCAUCGAGCUCAAGCUCGGCGCCAAGGUUCCCGCCGACUGCCGCAUCAUCGAGUGCUCUGGCGACCUCGCCUUUGAUCGCUCCAUUCUCACCGGCGAGGCCAUUGCCGUCAAAGGAAACGUCGCCAAUACCGACCCGUCCUUCACUGAAACCAAGAACAUUGCUUUUAUGGGAACAUCCAUCGUCAACGGCAGCGGCAAGGCCGUCGUCGUCUUCACCGGCGACAACACCAUGAUGGGGCACAUCGCCUCGCUGACGGCCAAGAAGAAGGUCGAGCAGACUCUUCUGCAGAAGGAAAUCAUCAAUUUUGUCACCUUUGUCGCCGGUGUCGCCUUCUUCUGUGGCAUCGUGUGCAUGCUCAUCUGGGGCUUUGUCUUGAACAAGCAGCCAAAGCCCCAGUACGAUCUUAUUGGCAUGCUUGGCAACCUCUGUGGCAUUAUUGUUGCCUUUGUGCCUGAGGGUCUCCCCAUCUGCAUGUCCGUGACGCUGACAGUGAUUGCCAGAAAAAUGGCCAAGCAGAACGUCCUAGUCAAGAACCUGACGACCAUCGAGACCCUGGGCGCCGUCUCUGUCAUUUGCAGCGACAAAACCGGAACUCUCACGCAGAACAAGAUGACCGUCACUACUGUGAGCUUUGGUGGAGACUCUGCGACCAAGCCUUCGCCCCGUACAGGCCAACUUCUCCACCGUAUUGCCGCCCAAUGUUGCGACGCCAAGUUCCAGGACCCAGACACGGUUCCCCUUGACAAGCGAACUGCCUCUGGCGACGCCACAGAUAUUGCCGUGCUGAAAUACGCUGAGGCACAGGGCUCUGUUGCUCAGAUUCGCUCGUCGUUCAAAAAGAUCUUCACGAUUCCCUUCAACAGCCGCAACAAAUGGAUGCUCACAAUGCAGGAAAUCGGCGACUGCGAAGUACCCGAGCUGUGUGGCUCCACCCUGUUCAUCAAGGGUGCUCCCGAUAUUCUCUUCGAGAAGGUGACCCAUACGAUCACCCCGGACGGAUCCAUCGUUCCGUUCUCAGGAGAGAUUCGACAGAAUAUCCAAGCGUCCCAGCUCGAGUGGGCAGGACAAGGAAAGCGUGUCAUUGCCGUGGCCUACAAGAAAAUCGACGAAGCCCAGGUGCUGACCGCUGCGGGAAUCCAAGAUGGCCUUGAGCCCUUCGCCUAUGCGUCAAUCGGUGAUCUGACCCUCGUUGGUCUGCUGGGUAUUGUCGAUCCACCAAGACCUGAGAUUCGUGGAACCAUUGAAACCUGUCGCAAGGCGCACAUUCGUGUCGCCAUGGUCACUGGCGAUUUCUCGUCGACCGCGGUUGCUAUUGCCCGCGAUGUAGGAAUCGUGACUGCGAGCAACGUGGAUACCAUCACCGACCUCGACAAGGCAGUGUCUAGGAUCCACAAGGAUCCAAAGGGCGAGCGCCCAUCCUUGCUGGACCGCGUCUCCAUGGCCUUUCGAAGAACGUCUAGCAACACCACAAACCCAGCAAAGAAGAGCGCAUAUCUGCGCGCUGAGAUUACCGAGAUUGAGAAUGAUGGUCGUGCCAUCGUCAUCUCUGGCUCUGAGCUCUCCGCACUGACGGAUGAGCACUGGGACAAGAUCUGCAGUUACCAAGAGCUCGUUUUCGCUCGUACUUCGCCCGAACAAAAGUUGAUGAUCGUCGAGGAGUUCAAGAAGCGCCAGGAAAUCGUUGCUGUCACCGGCGACGGUGUCAAUGACUCGCCUGCACUCAAGGCUGCGAACGUCGGAGUUGCCAUGGGUGGAGGCUCCGAGGUCGCCAUGGAGUCUGCUUCGCUGGUCCUGGUCGACAACAACUUUUCGUCACUUCUGGCUGGCAUCGAGAGCGGCCGCCUGUGCUUCGACAACAUCAAGAAGGUUAUCAUGUACUUGAUCCCAUCCGGAUCAUGGUCCGAGCUGUGGCCUGUUCUCCUUUCCGUUUUUCUCGGCAUACCCCUGCCCUUGAAUGCCGCUCUCUGUCUUGUGGUCUGCUGUAUUACCGAUGUCUUUCCCUCGAUCGCUUUGAUCUACGAGUCGUCCGAAAGCGAUCUGAUGACCCGCCCCCCUCGAAAUCCCAAGAAGGACAAGCUCGUGGACGGCCCGAUGUUUAUCCACGUGUACUUUUUCAUCGGCAUGAUGGAGUGUGUGUUUGCACACGUCAUCUUCUCUCUCUACUUCUUUGAAGUCACCGGCGUCGGUUUCAAGGACUUUGUGUUCCAGUACGGCAACCUCACGAACGACCCGAUCUUGUUCCCCAACGGAGUGAGCCUGAGCCAGGCACAAUACCAACAAGUCCUCUACUCGGCAAAUUCGGUCUAUUUUGUGGCUCUUGUUGUGAUGCAGCUCUUCGGAAACAUGUAUGCGUCGCGCACUCGAUUCAACUCGGUCAUUCAGCAAAACCCAUUCUGGGGUCCCACACGCAACCUGUACCUGGUCGGAUGCACCUUCGCCUCGCUUGCCUUUACCGCGAUAUUCGUAUACACCCCGGCCUUCAACAACUUAUUCCAAUGCGGUCCGAUUCCUGCCAAGUACUGGUUCAUCCCCAUCGGCUUUGGUAUGAUCAUCAUCGUGAUGGAUGAGCUACGAAAACUCGCCGUUCGAAUCUAUGGACACGAUUCGUUCAUUGGAAAAAUAUCAUGGUAGAGCAGAGCAUGGGCAUGGGCUCUCAAAUUUCAUUUGUCACU
Polychytrium aggregatum is the source of this 3443-nucleotide messenger RNA. RefSeq lists its product as uncharacterized. The record is from RefSeq and is a predicted model, not a curated record. The transcript is spliced from 3 exons. Gene Ontology annotation, biological process: intracellular sodium ion homeostasis; potassium ion import across plasma membrane; proton transmembrane transport. Gene Ontology annotation, molecular function: P-type sodium:potassium-exchanging transporter activity; ATP hydrolysis activity; ATP binding. Lineage: Eukaryota; Fungi; Chytridiomycota; Chytridiomycetes; Polychytriales. The coding region runs from base 106 to 3402 and encodes 1098 amino acids. Gene Ontology annotation, cellular component: membrane.